Toxoplasma gondii ME49 is the source of this 3114-nucleotide messenger RNA. RefSeq lists its product as hypothetical. The transcript is spliced from 16 exons. The coding region runs from base 512 to 2116 and encodes 534 amino acids. The record is from RefSeq and is a predicted model, not a curated record. Lineage: Eukaryota; Apicomplexa; Conoidasida; Eucoccidiorida; Sarcocystidae.
AGUGUAUUUUGUUCUUUUUCUGUCCUUCCAGCGAGUCUUCCGUCUUCCACGCCGCUGUCGUCACGUACUUGCCUCAAGCAGACCUUGCCGUCCGGUUUCCUGAAGAUGCGCGGCGAGGACUGACUGAUCGCAAGGUUAUUCCUGCAUCAGUGCAGCGUGCGUUAUGACCUUAAUGCACUUUCACAGGCAACUGGCGACGUCUGAACUCCUUGUUUGCCGUGUUUCUCCAAAUUCUUCCACUGCUAUCUCUCUUGGGGCAUCCUCUGUGUGACUGCCUCAUUCUUUUCACUGGUCAGCGAAGGUAGUCUGCGCUUGUGCCGGCCACCGGUUCUCGUUCAUUUUUCAGCGUGUACAAGUGGCAGGUACUCAUCGUGCAUCCCACUCUUUCUGGGCUUCUGUUUUCCGCCACGUAUCUUGUUGCCAUCGGCACUGCGAAUCAGCUACGGGCUUGCCACUUUCUUUGUAGUCUACAAAAGACAUCUCACCGAGUGUUAUCCCAGUCAAGAACCAGAUGAACGAUGUCUCUCUCUCCUCAGACUUCUGGGACGCUGUUUCGCGGGGGGACACCAGAGAGAGGCCGCGCCUUGCAGUGCUCACCCAGAAGUCUGCAGGCGCGAAGAAUGUCCUGCUAGUCGCAACCGAUGGAAGCACAAACGGAUCCGGAGCGCUCCAGCAUGGGCGCGUGUUCGCUCGGCGGGAGGAUAUCCCCGCAAAUUUUGUGAUCAGCGGGAGCGCGAAGCCGGUUAUUCUUCUCGAGAGAUUCUCUGUCCAGACAGUCGGAGGAAGGCGCUGUGUCUUCGCACUUUCGUUGCGCGUUGCUUCCGAUUGGGCGAAGCUGCCUGCGUCAACAACGUUUGCCCCUCAUCGGGGGCUUGAAGAUUGCAAAAACGAUGCUGGAAAUGACACGCCUUGUCGAGACAUCGUUGCUGUUUCCACUUCCCUGGAGAAUGAAAGAGAUUCUCGAGGGCGCGACGCACUCCCGAAGAACGCAAAAGCUCCGUCACCAAGGCAAGACACCAAGCCGAGGCGGGGCAGAGAACAAGGCAAACGCAGCACAUUCCUUGUCCAGACCGGUGGCGCUGUCGCCCGCCAGAAAGGCGGUAUUCUCAUGAGCAUCAAGGACCUCAAUUCGUACAGCCAAGAUUGGAUGAUCAAAGGCCGCGUUGCCGACAAGACGGAGCUUCGCUUGUUUGCAAACCAGAGAGGCGAGAGCCAAGUCUUCGCUGCAACGAUAAUCGAUCAUCUUAAAGGAGAGAUUCGCGCGAGCUUCUUUGGCAGAGUUGCGGCCACGUGGCAUCCACGUCUCGAGGUUGGCCGGGUCUACCAGUUCUCUCGAGGGACCAUAGACACGGCUAACAAGAAGUACAACUCGCUUUCGCAUGAAUACGAGAUCAAAUUCGACGACCGAGCCGUGAUUGUUGAGAUGGACGAUGACCCUUCUAUCCCCGCUCAAAUUUUUUCACCUCUGAAGCUGGCGACCUUGACUGACGACUCUCUGGUUGGCUCGGUUGUCGAUGUCAUCGGAUUCGUGACCUCUUUCUGCGAGACGCAUUCUGUGCUUGCGCGGAAUACAAAGGAUGAGGUUCGGCGAAAAGAGCUGAGCAUUGUCGACGACUCCGGCGCCGCUGUUACUGUCACGCUUUGGGAGCAGCACGCGACAGCUUUGAAGGACUCUGUUCUCGCCGAGAGGCCCCUCUUAGCCAUCAAAGCGGUGCGCGUUUCCGAGUACGCGGGCAAAGUAAGUUUGACGUCGACUUCCCGCUCGGUCAUCCUUGUCGACCCUCAUGGCCUGGAAGAAGCGGAUCUGCUAGCGGCGUGGUGGGAGGCGGAAGGCGAAAAGGCUCACAAGGCCCAUGGGGAUCCAAGUCACAGUUCUGUUAUUACGGAUAUCUCAACAGUUAACGCACAGAUCGUCGAGCUGGCUGCAGGCUCCCUCUAUUUCAAUUGUCUUGCGAUCGUCUGCGACGUUCACGGUGACUCUCUCAUCUGGCUGGCAUGUCCGGAGUGCAAAAAGAAGGCGCGGAGAGACCUUACUCGCAGAGGGGAACCGAGGAGUUCAUCGGCGUAUCGAUGUCUGAACUGCAACAAAGCAGUCGAGCCUGUCGCUAACAAGUAAUCGGAUCUCUCCAGGUCGCCCCAGACACGAUUCAGAUGCUUGAACGCGGCGGUACGGACACAUUCGGGCGGACGCUUGCGGACAUUGUCGACCUUCUGCGGUACAGAGAGGUUCGUGUCCGACUUAGCGUGAGGAGCUACGAAUUUCGUGGAGAAACGAAAGUGGCAUGUAAAGUCGUUGGAUGCGCUUGGACAGAAAGGGACGUCGAGGCGCAGACUAGCGCGUGCCUUCGCAGCAUCCGAGACCAACUGAACUGAAGAAUGAUUCUGCCUCUAGCGAAAGACAAUCGUCAGGUUCGGCUCGAAAGGAACGUGUAGGCCCAGACAUAUACGCCGAUCCUUCCUUCGCUACGGCUUCUCUCAGUCUCUGAUGAAACCCCUGUGUCGCCGUCUUGUCAUCCACGUCUCCGGCAGUUUUCUGACAGACUGGAUGUAAAAUCACACUCUUGAGGACAGACGUAAGGGAUGGAGGGUGCCUGCGUCAAAAAGCCAUGAAGAGUUUGGAGAGAAAACAUGUACCUAGUUUCCACGCAUGUAGCAGCUGAAUGCAGGUGGCGGCUGAGGAGUUAGCUUCUGGAAAACAUCUACUGCUUCCACGGCUUUCCGCGUCGUAAGAGAAUAAGGAAGCUAAAAUCAAUUACGAGGUAGGGUGCGUAAUUCUGCAAAGGUGUCACAUUUUUGCUCCGUUUUUCCCUUGCAAAGCGAGCAACUUAGAGGCAUUUUCAAAAGGUUCUGGCAGCAACCGAAAGGUCGGAGGAAAACAGCAUAACGAUUCAGUAAUGUUGUUCUCUCUUGAUGGGUGACAUCGUGCUUGAGGGCCAUCUUAAUCACAUCGCUACAUCGGGUAACCGGUCGACAGCACCUCGGUUUUUGCAAGGGUCGUAAAUGGUCAAUUUUGAUUCGGAUAUCUUCUACCUUCAGUACUCGUGAUGUAUCACCUGAGCAUCAUUAACAAUUGCGAGGUGAAUCAACAUUAGAACUUAAUUGCUCGAGAGAAGC